This is a messenger RNA of Sitodiplosis mosellana (orange wheat blossom midge), 1873 nucleotides long. It is a transcript of the gene PIG-A, whose product is annotated as phosphatidylinositol N-acetylglucosaminyltransferase subunit A. Gene Ontology annotation, molecular function: phosphatidylinositol N-acetylglucosaminyltransferase activity. The transcript has 7 exons. Lineage: Eukaryota; Metazoa; Arthropoda; Insecta; Diptera; Cecidomyiidae. The record is from RefSeq and is a predicted model, not a curated record. Gene Ontology annotation, cellular component: glycosylphosphatidylinositol-N-acetylglucosaminyltransferase (GPI-GnT) complex. The coding region runs from base 297 to 1727 and encodes 476 amino acids. Gene Ontology annotation, biological process: GPI anchor biosynthetic process.
GACAUUUAUCAAAUUUGACUCCCGCUCAUUUUUUUUUUAAAUUGACAUUGGUUCGCUCAACGUUUUGACAUUUGAAAUGCGAACGCACCCUUACGAUAGUUGACUGUUGAAUGAUUGUCAACAAUUGCAUACUGUCAGCAGCAAUGAAAGCAAUGGUAUCCAGUUCAAUUGUCGCUUAUCAACUCGAUUGCAAAUCAUAAUGUUUCCGUGUCGUGAUAAAUGAAAUUGGAAAUGGAUCUGUGCUAAAUUGUGAAGCUUACGCGGCAAUUUGAAGGGAGAUUUCGAAGCGGUCAAAUAUGAGAAUAUGCAUGGCUUCCGAUUUUUUCUACCCAAACAAUGGAGGUGUGGAAGAGCACAUUUUUAAUUUAUCACAAUGUCUUUUGAAAAAUGGACACAAAGUUAUUUUAAUUACCCAUUCGUAUGGCGACCGAAAAGGAAUUCGAUACAUGACUGGUGGACUUAAAGUUUACUAUUUGCCGAUUCACACCUUUUACAACCAAUGCAUUUUACCCACAAUGAUGUGCAACAUUCCAUUGCUGCGAUACAUUUUAAUUCGGGAACAAAUCGAAAUCGUCCACGGUCAUUCGGCCUUCAGUGCUCUGGCCCAUGAAGUUAUGUUUGUAGGAAAACUGAUGGGAUUGAGAAUGGUCUUCACUGAUCACAGUCUCUUCGGUUUUGCUGAUUUGUCCGCUGUAGUUACCAAUAAAUUACUUGAAAUCACAUUAUCCACUGUCAAUCACUGCAUUUGUGUGUCCCAUACGGGGAAAGAAAAUACGGUACUUCGAGCUAAAGUUUCAAAAGAAAAAGUUUCUGUUAUUCCAAAUGCCGUUGACACUGCCUUCUUCACGCCAGAUCCAACGAAGAGAUCAAACGAUAUCAAUCAAGUUACCAUAGUGAUAGUUUCACGUCUUGUGUAUCGAAAGGGUGUUGAUCUAAUGGCCGGAGUCAUAUCCAGAUUGGCAAAUAGGAAGGAUGUAAAUUUUAUUAUUGCGGGCGAUGGCCCGAAGCGAACGGCCUUGGAAGAAGUUCGCGAAAAGCAUAAUAUUCAAGAUAGAGUUACAUUGCUCGGUGCUAUGGAGCACUCUAAGGUUCGUGAGGUACUUCGAAGUGGUCAUAUUUUUUUGAAUACAUCACUAACCGAAGCCUAUUGCAUGGCAAUCGUCGAAGCGGCAUCAUGUGGAUUGCAAGUAGUGUCAACGAAAGUUGGUGGCAUUCCCGAAGUUCUUCCACCAGAUUUGAUUCAUCUCACCGAAGCCACAGUAGAUGCAUUGUAUAAGGGAUUACUAAUGGCUAUCCAAAAAUUGCAAAAUGAAAGAAAAAAUGUUGAAACUUGUUGUAAAAAUCACUCGGCCAAUAAUGGUACUCACCAUGAAGGGACAAACAACAUGAAAAAAUGUGAAAAGAAUGGAAUUGGUGAACCGCAAGCGAAAAAAAGAGUUCUUUGUCCGUACGAAUGUAACGAAAUUUUGCGAGAUUUGUAUAAUUGGAAUGAUAUAACUGAGCGUACAGAACGCGUUUACAAAAGAGUAUUGAAAGAGAAGGAUCCACAAUUUGGAGCCAAACUAAAUUGUUAUCUAAGUGCAUGUAUUCCGUUCGUCCUAGUCGUUUCGUUUUCGUAUUUGUUUUUAAAAAUUUUAGAUAUAAUCGAACCAAGGAGAAGCAUUGAUUUAGCUAUUGAAUCACACAGUAACACUCAUUGUCAACGUAAAAGAAAGAAGCAUGUAUAAAUUUUACAAAAAAAAAUAAAACAAAAAUCUUCUGUCUUCAGAAUGUUAAUUAGUGUAAAUUUUAUUAGUUAAACGAAUUUUUUUGUCACAUAUUUUGUAAAUAAAACUGAUUUUUUGGAAUUGCGUUUUAUGCUUUCCUCAGAUUU